GGGCACCAAGCCACUCCAAAUCUGGUAUCGUCCAAAAGCUCAACAAUUUCAGUGCUGAAAUUGCGAUGUUAUCAAUGUAAUCAACCGUAUCAGUGUGGACAUGGUGUCUGUUAUGGAGAUCUUUGCGUGAAAACUUCAAUAUCACAAAACAACGCGUAUGUCAGCAAAGGGUUCUUUUUGGAUGUUCAAUUCAAUUUGACUUUGGCUUAA
Messenger RNA from Haemonchus placei, 210 nucleotides. The record is from the annotation of a GenBank genome assembly. Lineage: Eukaryota; Metazoa; Nematoda; Chromadorea; Rhabditida; Trichostrongylidae.